AUAGAUAGUAAAUGGCAAUAUGUUCCUUUAUCUAAUGCGAAUUACAUCGACGCCGCCGACCCAGAGUUUCAUCCUUCAUCUAUUUUCUAUACUCUCUUUCCUUUUCCAUUUCCAAUGCCAUCUUUCUCGUUCUUAAGAACACUCAGGGUCUCUCUUUUUCCGCCUUAUCCCCCAAUUGCAAUUCCAACUGCAACCCUCCAUUCUCAACCUCACUCUCACCAUCAUCACCAUGAUGCUGUUGCCUCAUUCAAUCGCAUGCUUCUUAUGCGCCCUCCCCCACCCACCUUCCAUUUUAACAACAUUCUGAGUUCCCUUGUCAAUAACAAGCAUUAUCCCACUGUCAUCUCCCUUUUUAAACAAUUCGAACCAAAUGGGAUUACACCUGACCUUUGUACUCUGAGUAUCCUCAUCAAUUGUUUCUGCCAUCUGACUCACAUCACUUUUGCUUUUUCUGUAUUGGCCAACAUUCUCAAGAGGGGUUAUCAUCCAAAUGCAAUUACCCUCAACACACUCAUCAAAGGCCUCUGUUUUUGUGGGGAGAUUAAAAGAGCACUGUACUUUCACGAUAAGGUCGUAGCUCAAGGGUUCCAGUUGGACCAAGUCAGUUAUGGGACAUUGAUCAAUGGUUUGUGCAAAGCAGGAGAGACAAAGGCUGUCACACGGUUACUGAGGAAGCUGGAAGGACACUCGGUUAAACCUGAUGUGGUAAUGUACACUACAAUAAUUCAUUGCUUAUGCAAAAAUAAACGCGUAGGAGAUGCCUGUGAUGUGUACUCUGAGAUGAUUGUUAAGGGAAUUUCCCCGAAUGUCUUCACCUACACUACUCUGAUCCAUGGCUUAUGCAUCAUGGGUAAGAUGAAAGAAGCAUUUUCCUUGUUGAAUGAAAUGAAAUUGAAAAACAUCAACCCCAGUGUUUGUACCUUUAACAUAUUGAUUGAUGCAUUAGGCAAGGAAGGUAAGAUGAAAGAAGCUAAAAUUGUGUUAGCUAUGAUGAUGAAAGCAUGUAUUAAGCCUAAUGUUGUUACUUAUAAUUCUCUAAUAGAUGGAUACUUCUUGGUUAAUGAAGUAAAACACGCAAAGUAUGUAUUCCAUUCUAUGGCUCAAAGGGGAGUGACACCUGAUGUUCAGUGUUAUACUAUCAUGAUUGAUGGGUUAUGUAAGAAAAAAAUGGUAGAUGAAGCUAUGAGUCUCUUUGAAGAAAUGAAACACAAAAAUAUGUUUCCUAAUAUUGUGACUUAUACUUCUCUUAUUGAUGGUCUGUGCAAAAAUCAUCAUCUAGAGAGGGCAAUUGCAUUAUGCAAGAAAAUGAAAGAGCAGGGAAUUCAGCCAAAUAUAUACUCAUACACAAUACUUCUUGAUGCACUGUGCAAGGGUGGAAGACUUGAGAAUGCAAAGCAGUUUUUCCAGCAUCUUUUGGUUAAAGGCUAUCAUCUGAAUGUUCGGACAUAUAAUGUUAUGAUCAAUGGGCUUUGUAAAGCGGGCCUGUUUGGUGAUGUGAUGGAUUUGAAGUCAAAAAUGGAAGGCAAAGGUUGCAUGCCCAAUGCUAUAACUUUUAAAACAAUUAUUUGUGCCCUACUUGAAAAAGAUGAAAAUGAUAAGGCAGAGAAAUUCCUCCGAGAAAUGAUUGCUAGAGGCCUACUGGAAGUGUAAAACUAGAUGCGAUGGUUUCCAAUUAUUAUUGAAUAAAUAGUUCAUUCAUAACAACAAAUAUUCAACCGUUCAUUUUUUCUGAUUUAUAUAUACUUUUUAUACCCAUUCCCAUUUGCUUAUAGAUACAAUCCUGUACAUAUGACUCAACUUCACUAGUCUACUUUUGGUAUUUUUAUUUGCAUUUUCCCUUUCAAUUUUGAUUUGCAUGUGAGCUUUGGGUUAAUUUACCAUCAGUUUACUUUCUUCUCUUAUUUUACUAGGAUAUUUUUUUAUCAUUCUGCAUGUGUUCAACACAUAGUUCAACAAAUUUUUUUAAAGCUUUGCCAGUGCCCACUUCAUUUUUUUUUGUCAGACUCUAUCAUUGAUAUGAUGAAAACUGUGCAUUGUAUUGCUUUGGCAAUAUCUUAUAAAACUACAAGCUGAGUGUUUGUAUUUGGUACUUGUUUAUAAAUGCCAUUUCUAGGAGCAUAGCAUUGAGGAUUUGAUGGUUAACUUUGCAUAUAUUCAAUAACCAUAAUCAGUUGUUGUUUACAAUCAAAAUCAUUGUGUUGAGUGUCAGUAAAUUUUUCACUUUGUGAGGAAUGUUUGAAUUCAUUUAUCAUGUGGUGCAUCCAACCAAUUUGCGCUUUAAGCUACCUAGCUUUGUGAGCUGAGGAAGGGGCUUUGAUUAGGUCGGGAUUUCAUUGUCAGUUCCUGACAAUUCACUUUGCAAGGAAUGUGCUAAUUUCAUUGUCAAUAGACCCACAGUCUUGGGGCAUGAGUCUGGUAAUAUUGUAGAUGAUAUUGCACUGAAUAAAUUGGCUUUGUAGCCUGGAAUCAGUUGCCCAAGAUGCCAUUUCUAUAAAGUUGGCUGCAAUAAUCCCUGUCCCCUGAUAGAAUCUUCAUUCUACUUCCUCUGCAUAAACCACAGUUCUUGUGCCAAUAAGCCUUGGCAUAUCCUAUGGCAUGUUUUUAUGAUGCUGUUGAGGAGCAUGUUGGUAAGAAAUGCCAUGAUGGGCAUGGUGAUGUUGAUGAUGGUGAAGACCAGAAUGAUUUUGUGGACAUUUUGCUUUCGAUUCAAGAGACUAACACCACAGAUUUCCAGAUUGAUAGAACAUUCGUCAAGACUUUGGUCAUGAGUUUCAACCAGGGAGAUUCUUGAAGAGUUCAUUGGAUAUCAAAGGACAUGAUUUCGAAUUGAUCCGAUUUGGAGCUAGAAGAAGGGGUUGUCCAGGAAUAGGCUUUGCCAUGGCUUUGAAUGAGGUAGUCCUUGCAAACAUUGUGCACCAGUUUUAUUGGGCAGUGCCUGGUGGAGUGGUGGAGGGAACAGACACUGAAUAUGUUUGAAACUACUGGAUUGAUUAUUCACAAAAAGUUAACCUCUUGUUGCAUUUUCAUCACCUUAUGUGUAACAAUAUUUUUUUUAACUAAAAGAAUUGAACUUACUACUAGAAGUUUACUACAACUCAUGCACAUUGCUCAAAACAUUUAUAAUAAUUCAUGCAAAUUGUUCAAUCAACUGAA
Molecule: messenger RNA, 3153 nt
Organism: Glycine soja
Lineage: Eukaryota; Viridiplantae; Streptophyta; Magnoliopsida; Fabales; Fabaceae
Product: pentatricopeptide repeat-containing protein At1g62910-like
Exons: 4
Coding region: 115-1650 (511 amino acids)
Molecular function (GO): protein binding
Source: RefSeq, a predicted model, not a curated record